AUGGUGCAGCAGGUAGACAGCCUGGAGCUGGACGGCGGCCACCCCACCGAGGAGGAGGGCGAGUUCAUGGCCGGCAGCCCGGCGCCUCUGGACGAGAGCGACCCGGACUGGUGCAAGACCGCCAGCGGCCACAUCAAGCGCCCCAUGAACGCCUUCAUGGUCUGGUCCAAGAUCGAGCGGCGGAAGAUCAUGGAGCAGAGCCCGGACAUGCACAACGCCGAGAUCUCCAAGCGGCUGGGCAAGCGGUGGAAGAUGCUGAACGACAGCGAGAAGAUCCCGUUCAUCCGGGAAGCCGAGCGCCUCCGGCUCAAACACAUGGCCGACUACCCCGACUACAAGUACCGGCCAAGGAAAAAACCCAAGCUGGAGGCCAACGGCAGCAAACAGGCGGCGGGCGGCCAAUCCCCGGAGAAGAGCCCCGCGGGGGCGGUCAAGAGCGGCAAGACCCCGGCCAAGAAGUGCCCCAAGCUGAAGCCGGCCGGCAAAACCGGGGCCAAGUCCCCGCAAGGCUACUCCGGCAUGGAGGACUGCCUGCUGGGGAGCCUCAAGGUGACCAAGACGGUAAAAUGCGUCUUCAUGGACGAGGAGGAGGAUGAGGAUGACGAGGAGGACGACGAGCUGCAGAUCAGGAUCAAGCAGGAGGACGACGAGGAGCAGCUCCCCCAGUACAAUGUGGCCAAAGUGCCGGCCAGUCCCACCUUGAGCUCCUCGGCGGAGUCUACAGAAGGGGCCAGCAUGUACGAGGAGGUGAGCAAUGGUGGAGGUGGUGGGACCAACACCAGCAUCAGCACCAACAGCAGACUCUACUACAACUUCAAGAACAUCACCAAACCCAGCACAGCACAACCCACCAUCACCCUGGCCCCAUCCCGCUCCUCCAUCUCCUCCUCUUCUACCUCAUCCUCGUCCACCGACAAAGAUGAUCUCCUCUUUGAUCUCAGCUUGAACUUCACACACAACCCUCAGGCAGCACCCGAGCUGGGCAACUCCAACUCAGGAAGCCUUUCCCUCUCCUUGGUGGACAAGGACUUGGACUCGUGCAGUGAGGGGAGCCUGGGCUCCCACUUCGACUUCCCAGAUUACUGUACCCCAGAGCUCAGCGAAAUGAUUGCAGGGGACUGGCUAGAAGCCAACUUUUCAGACUUGGUCUUCACCUACUAA
This is a messenger RNA of Staurois parvus, 1161 nucleotides long. The record is from the annotation of a GenBank genome assembly. Lineage: Eukaryota; Metazoa; Chordata; Amphibia; Anura; Ranidae.